Messenger RNA from Gallus gallus (chicken), 1630 nucleotides. It is a transcript of the gene MRPS22, whose product is annotated as mitochondrial ribosomal protein S22. The record is from RefSeq and is a predicted model, not a curated record. Gene Ontology annotation, cellular component: mitochondrial small ribosomal subunit. The transcript has 8 exons. Gene Ontology annotation, molecular function: structural constituent of ribosome. Bases 16 to 1608 code for a protein of 530 amino acids. Lineage: Eukaryota; Metazoa; Chordata; Aves; Galliformes; Phasianidae.
GACCUGAGGAGAAGGAUGCACUGCGCAGUGCCGCUCCUCAGGCAGCAGCACUCGUGGUAUCCUUUGGACUUAUUCCAGUUUACGGGUCGCACGGAAAAUCUGCCAUCACGCUUAUACUUUCAGUCACCCCACAAGCGCCGGAUUAUCAGAGAGAGCCACAGGACAGUCUUCGUUUUGGGUAAAUUACCACAGCGCUACUCCUUCUGCCAGGUGCUGCCUGCCGCCUCCUGGUUGACGGGGGGAAAGCAGCGGCUCGGCGGCGAGAACGCACAACGCGUGCUCAGCCCGGAGUUCUGCUUGCUCCGUCCCGCAGCCGAGCAGACACCUGCCGGCCCACAGCCCCGCUCCGCGACGUUCCCGCCAAACGUCCCCGCUCUGACAGGAACGCCAGCUCGGACUUCCACCUCAGCUCGGGCUCCCGCCUCCGCAGCGUUCACGCGAACGCACUGGGAGCGGCUUUCUGACCGAGGGAGAUUCUCGGCACGGGCAGCGCCGCUCGGAAAGACCGCGCACUCCAUUUCCCGACGUGCCUCAGGAGCGACGCGGCGUCUGCGUCGGUGGCGGGGCGUGCGCAAGAUGGCGGCGCUCGCGGCGAAGGGUGCCGCUCUGCUGCCCGUGCGGCUCUCGCGCGUGGCGCGGGCGCUGUGGGGAUGGCGCGUGCAGCGGGGGCUCGGGCAGGACGCGGGGCCCGCGGGCGGUGCGGGAGCGGGCGAAAAAAGGGACGCGAAGCCCGCUUUUACGGAUGAAGCGGUUCAGGAUUUGCUGUACAGAAUGACGGGGCUGAACCUGCAGAAGGUUUUCCGUCCGGUUCGGCAGGAGCUGAAGCCGCCCAAGUACCGGCUGCUGACGGAGGCUCAGCUGCAGGAGGCCACCAGAAAAGCCGUUGUGGAGGCUAAGGAGAAGCUGAGAAUGCCGCCAGUGUUGGACGAACGAGAGCCCAUUGAUGAUGUGUUAGCAGACGACAAAGUCCUCGAGGGAACUGAGACUGCGAAAUACGUGUUUACAGAUCUAACUUAUGCCACUCCGCAUCGUGAACGUUUCAUUGUAGUUAGAGAACCGAAUGGUGUAUUACGUAAGGCAACCUGGGAAGAGCGAGACCGAAUGAUACAGAUAUUCUUCCCAAAAGAAGGGCGCAGAGUUAUUCCCCCAGUAUUAUUUAAGGACGAACACCUCGGGACUGUGUUUCAGCAAGACCGUCAUGAGGAUAUCCUUAACAUGUGCAUUGCUCAGUUUGAGCCAGAUUCAGCUGACUAUAUCAGAGUUCAUCAUCGAACGUACGAUGACAUUGAGAAACACGCGAAGUAUGAUUUGCUCCGUUCAACAAGGCACUUUGGAGGCAUGGUGUGGUACCUAGUAAACAGGAAGAGAACAGAUGGCUUACUAAUAGAUAUGAUCAGCAGAGACUUGCUGGAUGAUGCUACAUGUUUAAUCACACUGUAUCAUAUGCUCCAUCCGGAAUGUCAGUCAGCAAAAGAAGCUGAAGAAGGGAAACUCCAUGGAAUUGAUCUGAUCAAGGUCUUUGUGAAAACUGAAUCACAGAAAGAAGGCUAUAUACAAUUGGCCCUCCAGGCAUACCAAGAAGCAAUGGCUACUUCUACAGCUUCAUGAAAUAAACAAUGGUUUAUCAUUA